AUGGUAGAGAAGAAAAACGGCACACGGACCGUACUGGAGCUUCGGGGUCAAUGUCACCAUAAGCAAGGAGUAUGCCUUCGUGUUUCAACGAGAACACUAAGAAAACCUAAUUCAGCUCUACGUCUGAUAGCAAAAGUACAGUUGAGAUAUCGACAUGAUAUAUUUGCUCAAAUUUCACGCGAAGGUCAUAAUUCGCACGAACAUUCUAUAGUCUUAGUCAGAGGAGGUCGAUUGAAAGAUUUGCCAGGUGUGAAAUCCCAUCGUAUUCGAGCGUCAAGGAUUUGCUGUGAAAUCCCAUCGUAG
Messenger RNA from Hordeum vulgare subsp. vulgare (domesticated barley), 303 nucleotides. Its product is annotated as ribosomal protein S12, mitochondrial-like. Gene Ontology annotation, biological process: translation. Gene Ontology annotation, molecular function: structural constituent of ribosome. Gene Ontology annotation, cellular component: small ribosomal subunit; ribosome. NCBI's taxonomy places the organism in Eukaryota, Viridiplantae, Streptophyta, Magnoliopsida, Poales, Poaceae. The transcript has a single exon. The record is from RefSeq and is a predicted model, not a curated record. Bases 1 to 303 code for a protein of 100 amino acids.